Messenger RNA from Podarcis muralis (Common wall lizard), 903 nucleotides. The record is from RefSeq and is a predicted model, not a curated record. Lineage: Eukaryota; Metazoa; Chordata; Lepidosauria; Squamata; Lacertidae.
AAAGCGCUUUGGGUUACAACCUGUUUUGGUUUACUAACGGACCUCCGGAAUGGAUUAUGGUUGUAAAGCAAGGUACCACUGUAUAAUAUUUACAGAGUGUAAAAUGUAGAAUGGAACAAACCUUUUGCCCUUGCUUUCCUUGAAUGAAAUUGCAUUCAGUUUCUGACGAAGAGCAGCCACCUGUCUAUGUCCCAGGAAUUUCCACAGAGAGGAAUUUUAGAGCAAGACACCUGCUGAAAGGUCAGAAAGUGGAAGUGAAGGCAAAGGUGCCUGCGGCUGCUGCUCCUGCCCCAAUGGAUGCCUGGAAAAGCGCAGGCCAAGCGCCUGGGCAGCAGGUCCCUGACAAAGGAGGAAUGAAGAGUGCUUCUCUGAAGGAUUUAUGUCCUGAAGACAAGAGGCGCAUAGCAAACUUAAUUAAGGAGCUUGCAAGCAGAAUGAACCACAGGGAGCUACCACUAAGAGUUGACCCACUUCAAUCCUUCUCUGUUUGUCCUUGAGAUGAUGCCCUUGUCAGAUGCUUUCAUUUGCAAGAAACCAUAUUUUGUCCAGUAGUGAACUCUGAAAACCAACUGUGGCAAAACAUGUGUUGUGCAUACUGUAGUUCGUUUACAGGAUAUCAAACCUGGUCCUGCAAGCUUCUGAGUUUGUCCCUUAGUGUGUGAAGAAGGGUUGCGGGAAUGCAUGCAAGCCAGCCGCUUGAUCACGAAAUGGCAAACCGUGGUUUGUUAUGUCAGAACUGGGCAGAGGGUCCAAGAUGGUUGUAGUUCAGUUGUAAAAGAUCAUAAGUGUAAUCAUUAGCAUUUAUGUUGGUGUUAAAUUUAUUUCAAACUGGAUGAUUUUUUGAAGAGAUGUUAAGGGAUUUUUUUUUAAUCCUCAUUUAAAUAAAUAUAUAUGUUUCCCCCC